Phalacrocorax carbo (great cormorant) is the source of this 2091-nucleotide messenger RNA. Lineage: Eukaryota; Metazoa; Chordata; Aves; Suliformes; Phalacrocoracidae. The record is from RefSeq and is a predicted model, not a curated record.
GCCGGGAGCCGCGCGGGGCAUUGUGGGACGGUGGGGCGGCAGGCGGCGGCGCCCGGAGCAGGCCCGGACCGGGGCGGGCGGGGGGGGGGCGGGGAGCCGGGACCGGAGCCCCCCCGGCAACGCGGGAUGGGCGACAGCGACCGCGACUGCCGGAGCCCAGACAGCUCAUCCCUGAGCGCCUCCCCGCCCCCCCCGGAGCCGUCGGCCCCCCUCCACCACCCCUCCAUGAUCGGUUCGGCCAUGACCUCCCUCAACUCCCCCGUCGCCAGCCUGGGCUCCCCGUUCCCCGUCAUCAGCUCCUCCAUGGGCUCCCCGGGGCUCCCCGCCACCCCCGCCAUCGCCUACGGCCCCGUCAGCAGCCCCCAGAUCAAUUCCACGGUCAACCUCUCGGGGCUGCACCCCGUCAGCAGCUCGGAGGACGUGAAGCCGCCUCUGGGGAUCCGGGCUGUCCCUUGUCACCCCCACGGCCCCGGCGUCGCCGGCAAACGCCUCUGCGCCAUCUGCGGGGAUCGCUCCUCGGGGAAGCAUUACGGGGUGUACAGCUGCGAGGGUUGCAAAGGCUUCUUCAAACGCACCAUCCGCAAGGACCUGACCUACACCUGCCGCGACAACAAGGACUGCGUGGUGGACAAGCGCCAACGCAACCGCUGCCAGUACUGCCGCUACCAGAAGUGCCUGGCCACCGGCAUGAAACGGGAAGCCGUGCAGGAGGAGCGACAACGGGGGAAGGAGAAGGAGGGCGAUGGCGAGCUGGGGGCCAACGCCAACGAGGAGAUGCCGGUGGAGAAGAUUUUAGAAGCCGAGUUGGCGGUGGAGCAGAAAUCGGACCAAAGCGUUGACGGCGCCGGCACCGGCGGCAGCUCGCCCAAUGACCCGGUGACCAACAUCUGCCAGGCCGCCGACAAGCAGCUCUUCACGCUGGUGGAGUGGGCCAAGAGGAUCCCCCAUUUCUCCGAGCUGCCCCUGGACGACCAAGUCAUCCUGCUACGGGCGGGCUGGAACGAGCUGCUCAUCGCCUCCUUCUCCCACCGCUCCAUCUCGGUGAAGGACGGCAUCCUGCUGGCCACCGGCCUCCACGUCCACCGCAACAGCGCCCACAGCGCCGGCGUGGGGGCCAUCUUCGAUAGGGUGCUGACCGAGCUGGUCUCCAAGAUGCGAGACAUGCGCAUGGAUAAGACGGAGCUUGGCUGCCUUCGCGCCAUCAUCCUCUUCAAUCCGGAUGCCAAGGGACUCUCCAACCCCGGCGAGGUGGAGCUGCUCCGGGAGAAGGUUUACGCUUCCCUCGAGUCCUACUGCAAGCAGAAGUACCCGGAGCAGCAGGGCAGGUUCGCCAAGCUGCUCCUGCGCCUGCCGGCCCUGCGCUCCAUCGGCCUCAAAUGCCUCGAGCACCUCUUCUUCUUCAAGCUCAUCGGGGACACCCCCAUCGACACCUUCCUCAUGGAGAUGCUCGAAGCCCCCCACCAGCUCUCCUGAGCCCCCCCAGAAUUCGGGGGGCGGGGGGGAAGGGGGGGCAACAGAGUCCUCCCAAGGGGUCUUGGGGGGGGGUCCCUUGUGUUCCUCCCCCCACCCCACCUCAGCCCCUUGUAAAAUAACACCACACACACACACACCCCCCUCCCCAUCCUGGGGUGCCCGUCGUGCCGGGGCGGCUCCCCCUGGGGUGGGGGGGGGGGGGAAGGGCAGGGGGUGGCCCCCCGACACCCCCAAACAGCGUGUCCCGGGGCUGGGGGAGGAGAGGGGGGUCCCCAUCCCCCCCCCACCCCACCACUCAGGCACCCGAUAGCACUUUGAAUCGCUUCCCGCACCCCCCCCUCUCCCCCCCCCCGACUAUGCAGCAGGUACCCGGGGCCGGGGUGGGGUGGGGGGGGGGUCCCCAGCCACCCCGGGGCCGCUGAGGGGGGGGGGGACGACGUGGGGGGGCUUUGUUUUUAUUGUAGGUCCUACAGCCCCCCCCCAAGCCCCCCCCCCGCCCCCUCCCCCGUGAUUUUAUUUGGCUUCGGCGUCUCCCACCCCCACCCCAAACCCCCCCCCCCCCGCCCCGAACUUGGUCGCUUUGGAUUUUCAGUGAUUAAAGUUGCUGCUUCUCAGUCA